GGGCCCGAGCCAGUCUCUAAAGCCAAGCGGCCGCCCGCUCCGGGGCUGGUGCUUCCGACCGCUGCGCGCCGCUGCUCCGGGGCUGUCGCAGUCUCCCGUUGCCGCCGUCAUGUCCCGGCAGCUGUCGCGGGCCCGGCCAGCCACGGUGCUGGGGGCCAUGGAGAUGGGGCGCCGCAUGGACGCGCCCACCAGCGCCGCAGUCACGCGCGCCUUCCUGGAGCGCGGCCACACCGAGAUAGACACCGCCUUCGUGUACAGCGACGGCCAUUCCGAGACCAUCCUUGGCGGCCUGGGGCUUGGGCUGGGCGGCAGCGACUGCAGAGUGAAAAUUGAUACCAAGGCCAAUCCACUGUUUGGGAACUCCCUGAAGCCUGACAGUCUCCGGUUCCAGCUGGAGACGUCACUGAAGCGGCUGCAGUGUCCCCGAGUGGACCUCUUCUACCUGCACAUGCCAGACCACAGCACCCCGGUGGAAGAGACGCUGCAUGCCUGCCACCAGCUGCACCAGGAGGGCAAGUUUGUGGAGCUUGGCCUCUCCAACUAUGCUGCCUGGGAAGUGGCCGAGAUCUGUACCCUCUGCAAGAGCAACGGCUGGAUCCUGCCCACUGUGUACCAGGGCAUGUACAACGCCAUCACCCGGCAGGUAGAAACGGAACUCUUCCCCUGCCUCAGGCACUUUGGACUGAGGUUCUAUGCCUUCAACCCUCUGGCUGGGGGCCUGCUGACUGGCAAGUACAAGUAUGAGGACAAGGAUGGGGAACAGCCUGUGGGCCGCUUCUUUGGGAAUACCUGGGCAGAGUUGUACAGGAAUCGCUACUGGAAGGAGAACCACUUCGAGGGCAUUGCCCUGGUGGAGAAGGCCCUGCAGGCCGCGUAUGGUGCCAGCGCCCCCAGCAUGACCUCAGCCACCCUCCGGUGGAUGUACCACCACUCACAGCUGCAGGGUGCCCACGGGGACGCGGUCAUCCUGGGCAUGUCCAGCCUGGAGCAGCUGGAGCAGAACUUGGCAGCGGCAGAGGAAGGGCCCCUGGAGCCGACUGUCGUAGACGCCUUUAAUCAAGCCUGGCAUUUAGUUGCUCACGAAUGUCCCAACUACUUCCGCUAGGCCCAUCGUUUCUCAGGUUGCCCAAGGCUCUUCUGUAACCUCUUUUGUUACUCACAUUUUCUUUAAUUUAGAACUGCCUCAGUAAAUUCUUAGGGAUGGAAGUAUUUGGACAAAUACCUAACAGAAGAGUCACCACCAAAUGAAGAAUGAAACCUCCCAGGG
Molecule: messenger RNA, 1267 nt
Organism: Pongo pygmaeus (Bornean orangutan)
Lineage: Eukaryota; Metazoa; Chordata; Mammalia; Primates; Hominidae
Product: aflatoxin B1 aldehyde reductase member 3
Exons: 7
Coding region: 110-1105 (331 amino acids)
Source: RefSeq, a predicted model, not a curated record